Harpia harpyja (harpy eagle) is the source of this 463-nucleotide messenger RNA. Its product is annotated as glutaredoxin-1-like. The record is from RefSeq and is a predicted model, not a curated record. NCBI's taxonomy places the organism in Eukaryota, Metazoa, Chordata, Aves, Accipitriformes, Accipitridae.
AACUCGCAGGGGAAGGGCAGCGCUCCCGCUCACCUUGAAACAGCAGCAUGGCUGAUAAGUUUCUGGAGAGCAAAAUCCAGGACGGCAAGGUAACCCUGUUCGUAAGGGCAGGCUGCCCUUACAGCAGGAAUGCCAUGGAGAUGCUCAAGCAAUACAUUGCGCCCGGGUGCCUGCAAGUGUUUGACAUUAACGAAUCCAGGGACGCUCAGGAUUACUUCCAAGCAACAGGGCAGAGCCCGGUGCCUCGCGUGUUCAUCGGGAGACACUGCAUCGGAGGAUUGUCCGACCUGGAGAACGCGCGCUGCAGGCUCCCUGCAAUGCUGCAGCGCAUUGGUGCCCUGCGGUAGCCGAAGGGAGAAAGAUGACCAGCAGCUGCGACCUCCUCAUGUCGACGUACGCGCUUCCAGGAGCAAAUUGCGGCGACUUCCUUCGGCGGGGUCAGAUGCACCCGUUUGGCAAAUGC